ACACUGUCUGCUCGUGGGUCGUAACCCGUCCUUAAGCCAAAUUCGGGUCAAACAAGAAGAUUCAUUGUUGUUUGGUUUGGGGAAAAGAUCUUCAGGAAGCGGCUGUUUAAGUAAAAACUAGUUUCUUGUUCCACUUCACUUCUCUAGAGAGAUGCACUUAACCCUUAUCGACUCCGAAGCCCACCGCCGCCCGUAGCCCUAUACUGCGAGAUAAGACAGGUAAGGUUAGAUAAAAAUGGCACACACGUGCCUUUCCACAUUGGCGUCGUCUUUUGGGUUGAGUUCUCUACUCUUCUUUCCAAACGAUUCUCAUAAGUCAUCUUUUCCUUUCCAUCCCCUUCAUCCCAGGAAAUUGAAGAAGCUAGUUAGUAAUCAAAAUAAUGUGAUGAGUUCUCUGCCAAAGGCUGUUUACACUGGAGAGUUUUGGGCUGCAGAGACAAGCUCUCGACAAGGAAUCUGGUCAAUAAGGGAUGAUUUGCAAGUUCCAUCAUCACCUCACCUCCCUGUAUAUGCUCAAGGGCAGGGGCCACCGCCAAUGGUGCAAGAGCGAUUUCAGAGUGUUGUUGGCCAACUUUUUCAAAAUAGAAUAAUUCGCUGUAGUGGAGCUGUUGAUGAUGAUAUGGCCAACAUUAUUGUAGCUCAACUUCUCUAUCUUGAUGCUGUUGAUCCUCAGAAGGACAUUGUUCUGUAUGUUAAUUCCCCUGGAGGGUCAGUUACAGCUGGUAUGGCCAUAUUUGACAUUAUGAGGCAUAUCCGGCCUGAUGUCUCAACUGUGUGUGUCGGACUUGCAGCUAGCAUGGGAGCUUUUCUGCUUAGUGCGGGAACCAAAGGAAAACGAUACAGUUUACCUAAUUCAAGGAUAAUGAUACAUAAGCCUCAUGGGGGACUUCAAGGAACUCCAAUUGAUCUUACCAUUCAGACAAAUGAAUUGCUGCAUCAUAAGGCAAACUUAAACGGGCAUCUUGCUUACCACACUGGCCAAACUUUAGAGCGGAUUAACGAGGACACCGAGUAUGAUUUUUUCAUGAGUUCGAAAGAGGCAAAGGAACAUGGACUAAUUGAUGGUGUCCUCACGAAUCCUCUCAAAGCUCUUCAGCCACUAGCUCCUAUAGCUGAUAGUAAUGAAUAACCUGAUCAUGUGUGAUGUUCCUUUAGGUAUUUUUUCUAUCAAUGACAUGGCUAUAUUGUCUCUUUGAUACUGAAUAAUUAUGAUAUGAAUUUUGAUAUUAAUUAUACAACAAUAUUUAAAAAAUUGGUGUAGCCUUUAGGGAAUAU
Durio zibethinus is the source of this 1275-nucleotide messenger RNA. RefSeq names its product ATP-dependent Clp protease proteolytic subunit 5, chloroplastic-like. The record is from RefSeq and is a predicted model, not a curated record. Gene Ontology annotation, cellular component: endopeptidase Clp complex. NCBI's taxonomy places the organism in Eukaryota, Viridiplantae, Streptophyta, Magnoliopsida, Malvales, Malvaceae. Gene Ontology annotation, biological process: protein quality control for misfolded or incompletely synthesized proteins. Gene Ontology annotation, molecular function: ATP-dependent peptidase activity; ATPase binding; serine-type endopeptidase activity.